Phytomonas sp. Hart1 is the source of this 834-nucleotide messenger RNA. Lineage: Eukaryota; Euglenozoa; Kinetoplastea; Trypanosomatida; Trypanosomatidae. The record is from the annotation of a GenBank genome assembly.
AUGGCAACCACCCUUCCCAAGCCCCCUGUGGAGCCCCGGGAGGGCAGCCCCAACGGCGAGACCGAGAGCCUGGGCCGGAGCCUGGCGAACCCCGCCGAGGAGGAUGUCCCAUCCAUCCUCGCGGGCCGUUACAAAACACGGCUCUGUCGCAACUACCUCGCCACGGGGGGCUGUGCGUACAGCACGCGGUGCAUGUUCGCCCAUGGUGAGCACGAGCAGCGAACAACCGCGGAGAACCUGCGCGACGGACUUGUAACAGCGACGGCCAUUAAGACCUUCCAACGGUCUCAGGCCCCAGGACGACGGACAGGGGGGGGAGGAGGGGUGCUGGUAAAGCCACCCCACCCCCGCUCGCGAGGCCUCCCGCCCCCGCCCUCCUUUGAGGAGGCCACACGCCAGGUGACGGAGGAAAUUCCGCCGAUGGUGGUGUGGGGGGAGACCCCUGAGGGGACGCGGUGCUACCGACACAACCCCUACCUUCCGGCGCUUCUCCACACCGAGGAUCGCCUCUGGAGCGAGCCGAUUCCGAUGGAAGGGGAAGAAGAAAGGGUUUACCUCGAGCUUAAUCAGCAAAUACCUUGUGAGGGAGGGAUAGCAUACGAUGUUCCAUACGGUAGAAACGGGUACUUCCCGGCAGAGAUCUACGGUGAUGUGGAGCCUUUUGAAGGGGUAAACAGAUCACAGACUAAGUAUUCGACCGCAUCGGAAAUCUCGGAAAGGUGUAGCAACUGGAAGUUAUGCACCUCGCUACCGAUGAAGCCGGGCUGUAGCUCUGUAAAUAUGUACGAAGAGGACGAACUACGCAGCAAUACUGGAAUCAUCUUGGAGCCAUAA